CAACGCAUCAUCUCUGCUAGUGUUACCUGUUAAACACCUAUGCCAGUUGAAUAUAUAGUUCUGAGAUGACAGUCGUAUUAUGACAUCAUUGCCAAAACUUCACUGUGAAACAGGCUUCUGAAGGACAUUGCAAAGUUCCAAAGAUGUAUUACAGCCGACCAACUCUUGUUUCGAACUGGCAGAAAAACAGAGAAGCAGAGCCCAAAGACUAUGAUUUCACAACAUGCCCAGAGGGCAAGAAAUAUCUCCACAAAUCCACAUAUAAACAUUUUGGGACAUGCAAAUAUGCGGACUGGAGCACCACGGCAAAAACCCAGAUGUCUCAGUAUCAGCUAAAGAGCGAGCAUGAGACCCACACCAAAGCCAUGAUGCCAGCAGUGCAGCACCACACUGCAAUGAUGGACAGCACAACUGGAUCAGUGGGAACACAGUGCAAUAUUGUCUUACCUCGACAUCCCCCUGGCCAUAACAAAAUGGACUUUGAGACCACGUACGCGCUGGAUUAUCCCCCCCCACACAAUCUCAAGCAAGAAGUGGUGGGGACGGAGGACGCAGAUGAGCCGCCGUCCGACUUCCGCAGGCGUCAGUCCGAGUUCACGGACCUGGCAGGCCACAAGCGGCGCGGCCGGAACACUUGGCAGGACGACGUCGGAGUGCAAGGAAGGGUCAGGGUGAGGAGCGAGCACCGGCAGCGCAUGCACGGCAACAGCCUCAUCUGCCCACACGGCGCUCAGUAAUACACGGAUGACCUCAGCCUCUUGUUGUUGUGUGUUAUUUUCCCUUCUCCGGCGGGUUUGCUGUGGUAAUGAAGCAAAGUCUCUCACAACAAAGCUUUGUUGUGAAUUCAUUAGACUUAAAGUGGAUUAAUUAAAUCAUUGAUCAAGCAAUAACAAACCAAGGAAAGCAAGCAUACUAAGUCCCUUGAGACUGGGAGACAAGUCUACUGUUUAUUAUUCAAUCCAACACGUCAAUGGCCAUGUGUUAUCAUGCUUAUGGGAACGGA
This is a messenger RNA of Sardina pilchardus (European sardine), 1003 nucleotides long. Its product is annotated as cilia- and flagella-associated protein 95-like. Gene Ontology annotation, cellular component: plasma membrane. Bases 144 to 737 code for a protein of 197 amino acids. NCBI's taxonomy places the organism in Eukaryota, Metazoa, Chordata, Actinopteri, Clupeiformes, Clupeidae. The transcript has 7 exons. The record is from RefSeq and is a predicted model, not a curated record.